GCAACCCGUGACUGUUUUUGUUUAGCUGCAUCCCUUGAUUCCCUUUGUUCCCCAAGAAUCUCUGCCUUCUUCAACAAGCACCUUCUCUCCCUAUCUCAAAUUUUCUCUUUUCUCUGUAAUUUGGCCUUAAAUCUUAUCUUCUCCAGAAGCAUCUGAUCUUAUUGCCUCGGAAGAUCUCGGAAAUGGGUUCGGUUCCGCCUGAACUGAGCCUGGGUUGUAAGCCCGCCUCCGAUUCCACAACGAUCACUGAGUUUCUCCAUGAAAUCUCGAUGAUCGAAAGCGUAUCCGAUAGAGUGUCAAAAAUCGAUGAUUAUAUUACGAGGCUUGAAGAAGAGAUGCGGAAGAUCGAUGCCUUCAAACGCGAGCUCCCGCUAUGCAUGUUCCUUGUCAAUGAUGCGAUUAUAUACUUAAAAGAGGAAGCAGAGAAGUAUAGGACAGCAAGGGUGGAACCAGUACUGGAAGAAUUUAUACCACUGAAGAAGUGCUCUAAUGAUGGGGAUGACGGUGGAGAUAGGAUUGAUAUCAGGAAAGACAGAGAAAAAAUGAAUUGGAUGAGCUCUGCAGUGCUAUGGAAUGGUGAAAUCCUUUCAACCAAUAACAAACACCACCCAGAACCUGAGCUUAAGAUGACAACUGAGGAAGCAGAAUAUAGCUCAAUAACCAAUGACUUAUCGAUCCCUUGUAAAACCGGGAAUACAGCGAAUGGGUUUAUUCCUUUCAAGAGUUACUCUGGUUUUCCAACAACUAUAGUGAGAAAGCAAGAAAACAAGAAAGAAUUACCAAAUCUACCUCCUGAUCUAAUGCUUGGUGCACCUGUGUUUAAGAGCCCAAGGGAAGAUUUGAGAAUGAUUGGUUACUGUUCGAAUAAAAAUAUGAGUACUAGUAAUAUCACCAAAGCUGCAUCUUCUUGUACUUCAUCAAGUAGUAGCAUGCACAGUAGUAGCAGUAGGAAGGAAAGAAGAUGUUGGACACCAGACUUACAUAAGAGAUUCAUCAAUGCCCUCCAACAACUUGGGGGCUCACAAGUUGCAACACCCAAGCAGAUUAGGGAGCUCAUGCAAGUUGAUGGCCUGACCAAUGAUGAAGUGAAGAGCCAUUUGCAGGCAGAAGUAUAGGCUCCACACUAGAAAACUUCCUCAAUCCACA
This is a messenger RNA of Cuscuta europaea, 1146 nucleotides long. The record is from the annotation of a GenBank genome assembly. NCBI's taxonomy places the organism in Eukaryota, Viridiplantae, Streptophyta, Magnoliopsida, Solanales, Convolvulaceae.